Messenger RNA from Penaeus monodon (black tiger shrimp), 2087 nucleotides. RefSeq lists its product as uncharacterized. The transcript has 12 exons. The record is from RefSeq and is a predicted model, not a curated record. Lineage: Eukaryota; Metazoa; Arthropoda; Malacostraca; Decapoda; Penaeidae. The coding region runs from base 162 to 1784 and encodes 540 amino acids.
AAGAUAAUAACAGUAACACACAUGCCCAACACAAGGCUGCCUCUUUCGCAUUUUACAUUACAGCUUCUACGCUAAUGGAGUGCUGUGAACACGCAUUCUAUGUGGUGGAUAUAUUCUCCGGUCCUGUGGAUUCAUGUGGGUGUUUUGUGUAUUGACUGAAGAUGCUGACGUUUCUUAUCUCCAUCUGCUUCUCGGGAUGUGGCCUAAAUAUUUUCGUUCACGCCUCUCCUUUGCCUUCAAGACGUACGCUAAAGUUCGCAGAUUAUUACGAUGAUGGAACAGUUAUUGAUCAGCUGACACUAGAAAAGAGAAAUGGCACAGCAAUUGCAUAUGCCAGCGUGCAAGGAGGGUGUGAAAACUACCCUUAUAGUGAAGCUAUUGCCAAGGAAGUGUGGAUUGUCAGCUGCGACAAGGAAGAAGCGAUUCACAAGGAGACGAUGGAUCUCUUCCCUUGUACGGAGACGCCAGUGUGCCCGAAAAAGAGCGAAUUGUCGAGAAGCACGUGCCUAAAAUUAAUGUAUGAUAGCUUGACCUCCGAUCCCGUGGCCCAGGAUGGAAUCGCCCUCGACCUGAAACAGAAGACGUACGAAUCGGGAUGGAAAUUUGAGCGGAAGAUUUCGCGACUGUCGAUCAAGAAGCCAGAGGGUUUUGCCAAUGCUUACAUAAAGCUUAACGCAAAGGAGAGAGUGGGUGGCUGCUCAGGGAAAAAGCAUGUUGAAAUGAGAGGCCUUGUCACGCAUGCAACUGUGGAUUUCAUUGUGGACUGGGAAUCGUUGCAAAUGGAUGUGAAUUGCAGUUACUCCGGAGAGUUGUGGUUCCAGAAUGCGUGUUUUGAGGACAUGAGGAGCGACAAACUCCCAGAGCUGAAGUACUUGGAAGAGCCGCAGUCGCAGACAGCGGCGCGCCUGGUCCGGAGGCCGUGGUGGCUCCUGGUCGUGGCCGUGACGGCGCCCCCGAUAGCGGUCGCCUUCUUCUGCUCCUUCGCCUGCAGGAGCUGGACAAGGCCCGCCGUCGCCCUCCAAAACGGGAACUCCCACUUGAAGAGCACAAACUCGAAGAAACUGACGCGACGAGAAGUCUUGGUCGCCUACGCAGGAGACAUGAGCGAGGAGGUCUUGCCACUCCUGCAGGUGCUGAGAGAGAGGAAGGACAUCAAGCUUCUCGAUCUCCACGACCAUCACGCCUACGGCAAGCGCCAGGACCCAACCGUGUGGCUGGCCAAGAAACUCCUGGACGACUCCACGAAGAGUCUCAUUGUAGCCUCUAAGGGCGCGAGGACCAUCCAGGAGCUCUUGGGGGCGGAGUCGAAGCUGGGGAUUCGAAGCACCGGAGACAAAAUCGGUUCGUGUGAAGCUCCGAGACAGAGAGAGGUGGUGGCGAAUAAGAAGGAGGAGGAGGAGGAAAAGGAAAAGGAGAGGGAGAAGGGACGCGAAAUGUUAGAGAAAAUUGAUGAAGGAAGAAUAGAAGGAGAAGAGGAACAUAAUAAGCUGAAGAUUCCCGAGUCUCGAAAUGGAACGAAAGACCUUAAAAACGAGGACGUGAGUAGGGCUGAGAGGGAACGUAAAGAGGACGCGAGAAAUGGACAAAGAACGAACGAGAGAGAACAAGUUUACCAUACCCUCUUUGUGGAUUUCCUUAAAAAAAUGCAAAAUGAGCAGUUCGACGUUUGCCAAGUUUUGCUUGAGAACACACCCACGACCGACCUUCUGGACGACAUACCGAAAACACGGGUCUAUCGAUGGCCGGAUCACAGAGAUCAUCUGUUGGCGGAGCUUCAAGUGUGAGGGUCCAAGAUUAUGGAAAGGGACAUAAAUGUAGAUUAUAGAGACGAAUGUUGGUGUUGUAGUCACUGUUAUAUAUAUAUAUAUAUAUGAAUAUAUAUAUAUUUUUUUUCUUCUUCUUCUUCUUCUUCUUUCUUUCUUUUUUUUUUCUUUUUCUUGUUCUUUCUUUCUUUCUUUCUUUUUCUUUAGCAAGUUCACCCACGCCAUGUUAUCCAUUUAGUCAGUUCACCCAAGACAGUUUUCCAUUCAUGUGGAUAUGAAAAAAAUGGGAUAAUUUUCCAUUUCAUUACUAUAAGUAUGUUUCCG